GCUUCUUAACUUCUUGCUGUAUUCACAAUCUAACAUUUAUGAAUGAAUGUUUGAUUAUAGUAUAUGAAGAUUUUUCCAUUAUUAAACAGUUUUUAAAGUUAUAAAAAGGUGUUCUUUUGGUAUAAAAUUGGUUUUAAAAAAAGUAUUUGAAUGAUUCUUCACCUUUGAUAUACUAUAAUGGGGUGAAGGGUCACACUCAGAUUUGCAAUUCCGUUUCUUUCCUAAAGGUGGUUGGUCCAUUUUCAUUCCCCAUUUAAUUUAAUUAUUCCUACUCUGUGUUUCCCAUUAUUUGACUAUUUUUGCUAAUCAAUCAUUUCAAUAAUCACAUUAUUGUUGCAGUAUAUAUUUUACAAUAAUCACAUAUCCCCUGCUGCAUUGCUUUCCUUCUUUUUUUGUAUAUAUCCUUUUGUCUGCAACUUCCUUUUCUUCAUACUACAACUUCACUUAAAGAAGCUUGUUCUUACUCCACUUUUGUUGUAGGGUUGAGUUUACUUUGAGUAGAAGAAUAUAUAUAUCCGACAUGAAGCAAAUCUGAAUUCAAGAUGAGAGUGGAAACUGCACUUGUGAUUCUCUUGGUCCUCAUAUCAGUUCACCAAUGUUAUGGAGGUGCAAGCAACUGGACGUGCACGUGCUUCUCUUCUGCCAACAAAAGCGAUAUCAGGGAAUCUAACUGUUCCACUUCAUGUCACUGCAAACCAGUAGCAGAUAGAGACCAACAAUGGGUAUGCUUGUGUCCGGCAAAUGGGUUUCCAAUAAUAUCCGUUACCGGUUCCAACUCUUCAUGCUUCACUUCUUGCAACUGCUCAUCAGGACCUAUAAAGAAGCAAUCUCUAUCAAGGAAACUCCUCCUCGUCACACUAAUCUUCUGCGUUGUAGUCACUUCAGUAGCCUUCCUCGCCUCUAUGUUCUGCUACGUUUAUCGAAGGACCAGGACCAAUGUAUCUGGACAAACCCCUUCUUCAGUCUCUUCAGACAGAGAAUCUAGCUGGCACAGCUCCGCCAACUUAAUAGCCCGUAAAAGCUCCAUCUCACAGCCCAACAAGACCAGCUUCAGCUCCUCACUCUCAGGAUGUUUCUUUCAGAACGCUUCUCUGUUCUGCGUGAGUAAACCCGAAACAAUCCACGGGAUGAUCUUUCAGUUCUCGUACGGAGAGCUGGAGCAAGCGACGGAUAAGUUCGCCAGCAGCAACGUUAUAGGACACGGAGGAAGUAGCUGCGUUUACCGUGGUCAGCUCAGAGACGGCAAAACCGCUGCGAUCAAACGUCUGAAUGCUCCUAAAGGAAACGACAACGACACUCUAUUCUCAACAGAAGUAGAAUUAUUAUCAAGACUCCAUCACUACCACGUGGUUCCACUGAUUGGAUACUGUUCGGAGUUUCACGGCAAGCAUGCGGAGAGGCUUCUGGUUUUUGAGUACAUGUCUUACGGAAACCUGAGAGACUGCUUAGAUGGAGAGGUGGGAGAGAAGAUGACGUGGAACGUCAGAAUCUCUCUGGCUCUCGGAGCUGCGAGAGGGCUCGAGUAUCUACACGAAGCUGCUGCUCCGAGAAUCUUGCACCGUGAUGUUAAAUCCACUAACAUUCUCCUCGAUGAGAACUGGCAUGCUAAAAUAACAGAUCUUGGGAUGGCUAAGUGUUUGAGCAGCGACGGUUUACAAAGCGGUUCAAGCUCUCCAACAAUGGGACUGCAGGGGACGUUUGGUUACUUUGCACCUGAGUACGCUAUUGCAGGAUGUGCUUCACCUAUGUCGGAUGUUUUCAGCUUCGGUGUUGUUCUGCUCGAGCUUAUAACCGGGAGGAAACCUAUACAGAAGCCUAGCGUUUGCAACAACAAAGGAGAAGAAAGUCUUGUUAUUUGGGCUAUGCCGCGUUUACAAGACAGUAAGAGGGUGAUUGAGGAGCUGCCUGAUCCGAGGCUUAACGGGAAGUUUGCUGAAGAAGAGAUGCAGAUAAUGGCGUAUCUUGCUAAAGAGUGUUUGCUUUUGGAGCCAGAAGCUAGGCCGACAAUGAGAGAGGUUGUUCAGAUUCUUUCUACCAUCAUGCCAGACACUUCCAGACGUAGAAACUUCCCCAUCAAUCAUCUUUUUCCGAGUAAUGAGAAGAAGAAAGAAAGCAAAGUAGGAGGAUGGUCAAGAGGUGGGAGCAGGAGUGCACAUGAAGAGGAGUCGGUGGAUCUGACCGAGCCGCGGUUCGAGUCCUUUUGCUUGCCGAAUGUGAAGCCGGUCUUGCUUGAACCAUCUGCACAUAUUUAAAAAGUAGAUAGAAAAACACAGAACGAAAACAACACUGAGCCAUCUCGCAUGUGUGUAGAUAAUAGCUCAAUCUGGGCAAAGGGUAAAGCAUUGAGGCUUGAGAGUUUUAUUGUAUUAAGUGUGUGUCAAGAUUUGUUUUUAAACUUUGACUUUUAAUUUAUGAUCUAAUAAAAUAUUUUUAACAAAA
Raphanus sativus (radish) is the source of this 2439-nucleotide messenger RNA. Its product is annotated as receptor-like serine/threonine-protein kinase NCRK. Gene Ontology annotation, biological process: protein phosphorylation. The transcript is spliced from 9 exons. Gene Ontology annotation, molecular function: ATP binding; protein kinase activity. The coding region runs from base 543 to 2252 and encodes 569 amino acids. NCBI's taxonomy places the organism in Eukaryota, Viridiplantae, Streptophyta, Magnoliopsida, Brassicales, Brassicaceae. The record is from RefSeq and is a predicted model, not a curated record.